AUGGGCAAGGAAUUCUCGCCAUCGGUAGAUACUACCGACGUGCUCAUCGUCGGGGCUGGGCCAGCCGGACUGAUGGCCUCGCUGUGCCUGCACACCUUUGGUCUUUCGGUGCUCCACAUUGAUAAUCGGCCAGAACCUACAAGCGCCGGAAGGGCCGAUGGAAUCCAGCCACGGACUUUAGAGGUUCUCAGAAAUAUCGGUCCUUGGAUCCCUCCGAAAAUACCUUCUUCUUCCGAGCCUCCUCCCGCCGCUCAAACGCCUAGGAAUUCUACCCUUGGGAUCGCAAAGAAUCUGAUUGCACGUGGCGUUAGAGUCUACGAGGUAUCUUUUUGGGACCCAACUCCUAAUACACCGUUAGCAAGAACCUCGCGAGCAAGGUCCUGUCCGGAUUUCAUUGAUGUUCGGGAUCGCUAUACGCUAUUGCUACACCAAGGAAUCAUAGAGCGGGAAUUCCUGGCAGAGAUCUCAGCCCGGGCACCGAAUUCGCGCGUCUUAAGGCCACUUGAAUUUAUCAGCUGCAGCCACAAAACAAGCAGUGAGGAACCCACAGACUACCCGAUUGAAGCAAUUGUCAGGGCGGAAGAUGGCACAGAAAAGUCGAUCCGGACAAAAUAUCUUCUAGGCUGCGAUGGUGCUAAGAGUGAUGUUCGAAAGUCUUUGGGCGGGGCUAUCAGGUUAGAGGGAGAGGGGACUCACAUUGUUUGGGGCGUCAUGGAUUGUUGGGUACAAUCUGACUUCCCCGACUUGAAACUGAAGUGUUUAAUUCAUUCAAGACACGACGGCUCGAUUAUGGUCAUACCUAGGGAAAAUAAUCUUGUUAGAUUCUAUGUCCAACUACUCAACGAAGAUUCACAAUGCGCCAAAUACACGGCCACUCUUGCUACCUGUCAAGAACAAGCUAAAAAAAUCUUUUAUCCGUACACCUUGAAGUUUGGGGAUACAGAUUGGUUUAGCAUCUAUCAAAUUGGGCAACGAUUAGCCAACACCUAUACUUUGGAUGGUCGAAUAAUACUUGGCGGCGAUGCGGUACAUACUCACAGUCCUAAAGCUGGUCAAGGUAUGAACAUUUCGAUGCUCGACAUGUUUUCAUUAGCAUGGAAGAUUAACUUAGUCGAAAAGGGCCUUGGGAAGAGGGAGACUAUCAUGGAGACUUACGAGCAAGAACGUCGAGGGGUUGCCCAAGAAUUGAUGGCAUUUGACGCUGAGUAUAGUAAACUAUUUUCCGGUCGGGGUGCCUCAGUCAAAGGUUUAGACAAGACUCAGGCAGCAAAUGGGUUCGAAGUUGAUCCUCAGCGAUUUAUUGAGCUAUUCAAGCAGAAUGCUUAUUUUACUUCGGGCUGUGGCGCUGUCUAUCCUCCGAACGUGUUCAACUCCCAGGCCAAUUCGGAGGGAUUCAAAAGUCAAAUCGAGUGUCAGAUUGACGGCCGCUUGAGAGCGGGAGAAAGACUGCUACCGGGGGAUGCGAUCCGGGUAAUCGAUGGGAACCCAGUGAGGAUCGAGCAAGAAAUUAGGAUGGAUGGCGCAUUCCGAAUCUAUGUCUUCCUCGGCGCUUUUCCCGCCGGUAACCGCUUGGACCACCUCGGUGGGAGCGGGUGCUUCCUGAACAGGUUUCGGGCUACCAAUGGCCAGCGCUGUUCCAUCUUCGAUCCACAACCUUCAGCCGCGAAUCCCUUCUUCACCCUCUUGCUCGUCACUUCCCGCUCACGAGACGAAUGGGACAUCGCAGAUUUGCCGCCGUUGUUCUCCGGCCCUUAUUCCUCACAGGUCUAUGUUGAUGAUAUCGCCAAUACCGUGGUUGAGAAUGGAUCUCCAAGAACGUGCUCUUUGCAUUCCAAGUAUGGUUUCGAUGAGAACGAAGCCGGCGGUGGCAUAAUCAUCGUUAGACCGGACGGAUACGUCGGCUCGGUCGUAAGCCUUAGCGAGCCAGGGUGGAUGGCAGUCGAAAAAUAUUUCGAAGGAUUCUUGAUUGAGUCCGGAGUUUGA
Molecule: messenger RNA, 1983 nt
Organism: Puccinia triticina
Lineage: Eukaryota; Fungi; Basidiomycota; Pucciniomycetes; Pucciniales; Pucciniaceae
Exons: 9
Coding region: 1-1983 (660 amino acids)
Molecular function (GO): FAD binding
Source: RefSeq, a predicted model, not a curated record